Messenger RNA from Funneliformis caledonium, 485 nucleotides. The record is from the annotation of a GenBank genome assembly. Lineage: Eukaryota; Fungi; Glomeromycota; Glomeromycetes; Glomerales; Glomeraceae.
AAGUUCAAAUCUCUAAAGCUCUGAUACAAGAAUUUGCUGAUACUGUCGCGAGUUACUUUGUACCUAUAAUUAUUGGACUAGGUUUGCUUAUUUUGUCUCAAAUUAUGUAUUUCCGUUAUCAUAGUAGCAUGUCCAUGUGCUUUAGGUCUUUGUACACUGACGGCUGUUAUGUUAGAACUGGUAUUAGAACGCAAAAUGGAAUAUUAAUUAAAGGGGGAGGUCCACUUGAGGCAGGACAUAAGGUUACAAAAGUUAUUUUCGAUAAGACUGAUACGCUUACAAAAGGUCAAUUAGAUGUCACAUAUUAUGAAAUUAUAACGAAUAACUUGGAAUUGACAAAAGAAACUUUCUUUGCGAUUGUUGGAGCUGUUGAAUAUUCAAGUGAACAUCCUCUUAGAAGAUCCAUUGUGAACUAUGGAAAGAAAUUAUUGGAUAUUGAAACGUAUGAUGUUGACGUUUCGAUUUUAAAGCUAUUGUUAGGUUAG